Schistosoma margrebowiei is the source of this 1195-nucleotide messenger RNA. The record is from the annotation of a GenBank genome assembly. Lineage: Eukaryota; Metazoa; Platyhelminthes; Trematoda; Strigeidida; Schistosomatidae.
CUGACUGUAGUGGUGAAAAUGAUAAUUCCCGCGUCAUUCUGAUAGGUCGCUAAGUUGUGUUUAUUUUCAUUCUCGUUCAGCCAAUGUAGAAGUAGCUACGCGUGCAUAUUUCACAAGUGCUGACGAUAUAUCUCAUUUGUUUCUGCAAAUGAAGACUAAGCGUGUUAAAAACUACAGGAGGACUAUUGACUUGUAUGAUACUCAUUUUGGACUAAAAACUAAUCCACUUGAAAUAUUGGUUGACAGUACUUUUGCACGACAAGCGUUAGUACAACAGCUUCACAUUGAGCAACAAUUCAAGUGUACACUUUCGUGCGAAUUUAUUCUGGUUACAUCAUCAUGUAUUAUUCUAGAGUGUGAAAAACUAGGUCAAUUGUUUUCCGGAGCACUACAAAUUAUUCAACAAUACAAAGUUCUGAAGUGUACACACAAAGUUCAUAAAGACACAUCUGCUUUUUCAUGCAUAAAAAGAAGAAUUCUCACUGCACGGUCAAAAAAAUGCUCUGAAACUAAGUCUAGAAAGGGUAGUUUGCUAUUUGCUCUAGCUUCUAAUGACGAGUUACUGCAACAGUAUGCCCGGGCUGUCCCUGGAAUGCCGAUAUUCUUCAUUGCUCACAAGCGAAUCAAUUUGGAGUCUAUUCCUAUUCCGGUUUCGUUAUUGCUUCAACAAAAGGCUACACGAGCACCGGACUUGACACUUUCGGAGUGUAGUAAAAUCAAACAAUUUUGUGACAGAUUUGGUUUUUCCGAAGAAAGUUUCACACGUAGGAAGAAGACCAAAGGACCUAACCCACUAUCGUGUAAGCAAAAAUUACACAAACCCCACAUUCUAAAAAGGACGGCAACUAAACGAAAGCGAAAACGUAUCAAAAUGACAUGGGCAAUGAAGCAAGUCGUAGAACGUUUGAAAACAGAACAGAGUAGCAAAGAUGCGUGAAGUAUAUUAAACACAGAGUCCUAUUUAUUAUGUACUUUUUUACCCUUUACUAUCAAUAAAACCGUUCGAUAUUAUAUUUUUUCUCACUAGUGGAGGAAAAAGGUACUUGCGUAUACAACCAAUCUCAUUGCUACACCAUAAUAUGGUACAUUAUCAUAAAAAUUUUAUUUCAGACAAAAUCUUAUGAAGUAACUAUACAAUAUUGUACAAUUUAGAUACAUUAUAUUCACAAAUAUAUGUACAUCGACGACCAAAUAA